Uloborus diversus is the source of this 2813-nucleotide messenger RNA. Its product is annotated as klaroid protein-like. Bases 614 to 2665 code for a protein of 683 amino acids. NCBI's taxonomy places the organism in Eukaryota, Metazoa, Arthropoda, Arachnida, Araneae, Uloboridae. Gene Ontology annotation, molecular function: protein-membrane adaptor activity. Gene Ontology annotation, cellular component: nuclear envelope; meiotic nuclear membrane microtubule tethering complex. The record is from RefSeq and is a predicted model, not a curated record. The transcript is spliced from 17 exons. Gene Ontology annotation, biological process: nuclear envelope organization.
AGAGUCGCGGAGGCGGCUGAUCAGAAUAAAGCGGAGCAAUUUCUUAAAUCUCUUUUACAGUGUUAUAAUUUUUGACACUGUUAUGAAGAUGAUUUCGUAAACAUGAGGAAAUCUUGUUGCAUUGAAGAAGGUGGUAUUUGUUCAGAAUCGUCAAGCUCGAUGGUCUUGCGAAGUGCUUGCUCUCAUAAGCAUUCACCAAUUUUAAAAACGGUCAAGGGAGUCAACAUUCGGGAAUCCACCCCGAAGCCAAGAAAAAGAGAUGAUGAAACUAGUCAAGUGACUAUUAAAUCAAGAGGGGCACAGUAAUUUACAAAUUUCAUCUAUAAUAGGAACUUCAUUUAAAGAACUUGCUUUUAAAUCCAUUGAAGAAUCAUAUUCUUGUUCAAAGGAGAUCUGUAGUACUUUAGAGUCUUCUAGAGAAGAUAGCUUUACAGUCUAUGAUGUGAGUUCUCUGAAUUCAACGUGUGCAAAAGAGCAGAAUUAUCAUAGAAUCGCCAUCUCCAGUGAUUCUCAUUUGAAUGAUAACGCUCUGCAAAAAGAGAAAUGUAGUGAUUAUUCCAGUGGAGCAGAAAGUGAUCUGAGCAAAAGUGUUUCGAAUGAUAUAUCUUGGAAAAUGUCUAGGGGCCAAAGAACCACCAGAAGUUCUUCAUCUAGGAGGACUAUUUCUGAAACAGACUCUGAAGAAGAAUCUUCUGUUCAAAGAAAUUUGAUAACAGGAAGGUCUGACCUAAAUUCAAAUGUUAAUUUAGCAUCUGCAAAUCAUGGUUUUUUCAACCGUGGAACUCACAAUCAUAAUAAUAUUUCUUCAAGCUCUCAAAUGAUGAGCAGAUCCAAUUUAGCACUAUCAUCCAAUAAUAUGCGUCAACAUUCUGAAGGAACUCCUGAAAAUAAUAGAAGAUCAUAUUUUCCUGAAUCUCCACAGCUGAAUGUCUCAGAUGUUCAAUAUUCUUAUUUUGAUAGAGCUAGAUGGUUCAUAUGGAAGUGCAUUUACAUAAAGAUCAUAAAAAACAUUAAUUUUGAUGUUUGGUGUCUGUCUAGGUUGCAUAACUAUGGUAAAUCCAAAGCUAUUUUUAUGUUACUACUACCUCUCUUACUAUUUGUGAUAUGGGGUUCCAUGCAGGAAGAAUGGCAAACCUGCUUGGCACCUUCCACCGGAGCCAUGAGUUAUGGUCUUCAUUCCAUAGCUAAUUUUGCUUCAUUUCUACCAUUUUUGAGAAGUUAUUCAAGUCAUCAAGAAGAAGAUAUUUCUUCUGCUCAAGAUAGUCAAAUAACUCCAGAAACUACUCCAGGAGCAGCUUAUUUGUUCUCUGGUUUGUCUAACUUGUUCUUGGGCCUCUUCUAUAAACCUUCCGAAAAUCCUGCUAACAACCCUGAACUUUCUGAAUACAUUUCCCUAAAGAAAGAAAGCAAGGAAGAAAUUCGCCUACUGGCUGUAGAAAUUUUAAAAGAAGAAAGUCGAAAUUUGUUAGAAAGUUUUAAAGCUUCUCUUAGUCAUUUGCCUCACAAUGGUGAAAAGGAAGAAAAUGAAGAGAAAUUUAAAGUGCAGAUCGAUGGUCUUCAGCAAGAAAUCAAAGAUUUUAAAGAAAGAAUUGUAAAAUUGGAUGAAAGUAUUAAAUUAAACAUUCAAAGAAUGAACAAGUUAGAAACCACAAAUGAGUUUGAAUCAAAUUUGCAACAAAAUGUGGAUUCUAUAAAUGCAAAAUUGAAAAUCUUAGAGGAAAAAAUUGGGGCAAUUGGAGAGGUGAAAAAAUGUUGUGAUCAUAAGUGGAAUUUAGAAUCAAUAGAGAUAAGUCUCAUUGCAGCCCUGAAAAAAAUUAUUAAAUCUGAAUCAAAAGAUAAUUCUACAUAUCAAUUUUUGUAUGACUGGUUAAAUUCAAAAUUUGUCAAUCAAGAAACUGUGACUGAGGAAAUCAAAUUGGCUGUGCAGCAACUGAAGGCAGAACCGAAGACAUCACGGCCUAAUUUUGAGAAAAUCAUAGAAAAUCUCGUUUUGAAGCAAGUUGAAGCUAUGAAAGCCAACUUAACUUCUACAACCACUGCUCAAGAUUUCAGCAGCGAACGUAGCAGUUCCAGCGUAUUUUCCGAAGAUAAUGUGGAAAAAAUGAUCAAAGAAGCUCUUCUCAUUUAUGAUGCCGACAAAACUGGAAAAGCAGAUUAUGCUCUUGAAUCGGGAGGUGGAAGUAUCAUAGGAACCAGAUGUUCUGAAGCAUAUGUCGAGAAGAGUGGAAAGUUCAGCAUUUUUGGUUUGCCUCUCUGGUCUCUUUCUAGUUCUCCCAGAACUGUCAUCCAGCCAGGUAUGCAACCAGGUCAGUGCUGGGCUUUCAAAGGUAGUCAAGGAUUCCUCGUCUUGGAGUUAUCUUCUGUGAUCUAUCCAUCUGGUUUUACUUUAGAGCAUAUUCCCAUUUCACUGUCACCCACUGAAUCCAUAGACAGUGCACCGAAGGAGUUUUCUGUUUGGGGUUUGUUGUCGGAAGAAGAUAAUUCCGGGAAAAUGCUUGGAAAAUAUUUGUAUGAUAUCAAAGAAGAUCCUCUCCAAUAUUUCCCGAUUCAGAAUUUCAUCGGAGAGCCUUUCCAGUAUUUAGAACUAAAAAUUCACAACAAUCAUGGAAACAUGGAUUAUACUUGCUUGUAUCGUUUCCGAGUCCAUGGCAAACGAGCAAGGUGAAGUUAAGUCAAGUGCAGUGAUACCAUCAGGAUGUGCCAUAAAGCUUCCUAAUGAUUAAAAACUUUUAAUGGUGCUUGUCAAUUGUAUAAAAAUGUAUAUAAAAUUGUUUUUAAGAAAUCAAUAUGUAAAUAAAAUAUUAUAAUUAUUA